AUUCUCGAAGGAUCAUUAUCCCAAAGAUGUUGAGUAUGUGAAAAUGUAAUAAAUUCUUUCGCGAUAACGAAUAAAGAGAUUCUUGGGCGAUAUUGAAUGAUCACUUUUUUCAUCUCCACUCUCUUUCUCAUGUGAAAAAGAGUGAAACCAGUGAAAAUAUGUAGCUAUUUUUAAAUAAAUGUAGUGUCCAUAUCAGUUGUAUGUUUUCCUAUGUCGUGUGGAUAUAAAAAAGUGAAUCUCGAUCUUACGCAAUCGCAUAGUUUUCAAUUUGAAGAGAAAGAAAGAAACAAGUGUGAAGAAGGAGCUCAAUUUCGGGAGACAUCAAGGACAGAGGUGGCCAGGAAUACGCACAAGUCAUCGAGCUCUCACACUUGUUCCAAUUCCCUUGAGACGAGCGCUCUCUCGCUCAGCAGAAUGGACUGAUAUUCGGAAGAGCCAGGCAAAAGGACGCAAUGCAUCACUUGUACCCAAUUUCCAAAGGUGAUCAGCUGUGUCCACUGGGAUUUCAUCCCCAGGUGCGAUGGCCAACACGUUGUAAAAGAUGUUUCCGGGACUACAAAGAGCACGGUGGAAAGAGGAAUCCCGAGGAUGUCAUUGCAUCCUCACCCAAUCUCUCUGAAUCCAGCUCAAAACCACCUGCACGAAUAUGGACAUCCACUCAAAAUCUCUCAACCAUCCCCAGUCCCGAGCCUGUCUCCAAUCAGCCCACAAUUCGACGGAGACCCGCCUCGUGGACCUCCACACCAGACUUAGCAGAUGAUGAGAAGCAGUCCGGGGAAACGAAUGCUGAUGUCGUGGUUAAUUUGCCCAGGAGACGACACACCACAGCGAUUGUCGAGGAGACAAAUGACGAGCCACCCAAUGUGACCAUCAAACGUCCACCACUUCCGCCAUCAGCCGCGAAAACUGCCUCAGAUAUUCCAAAUGAUCUCUUGAUUUACAAGAGUGAUUCCCUCGCAGAGCGCUAUCGCAAGAUGCAGGCCAUGAAGCAGCGCCAGAAUAGCACGGGUAGCAGCAGGGAGUCAAGUCGUGAGAGAUCAGUGCCCAGAAAAGCGGAGGAGAAAGAUAAAUCCCCAUCUCCAGCCGUUCCCAAAAAAGACAUCGAACAGAAAAUCUCUGAGGAGCAGAAAAAAGCGACAGUUGAGAAGCGUGUUCGUCAAAGGAGUGUAGAAACUGUCGAAGAAACACCACCAGAAAGGCGAACGAGAGUGAGAAGCACAGCAGAAGUUCCUGAUGCACCAGCCAAGAAGCCUCCUGUGGUAAAAACUACCACGAAACCUUCACCAAAACCAGUUACACCAAAGACAGAAUCCAAAAUUACCAACCAAGACAUUCAGUUCCUCAUCCACGUGAAGAACAACAAUAGUCAGAAGAAGCAGGAGGACGCCUUCUCCACUACCACAGACACAACAGAUACCACUCUCGUGGCGGUGUCUGAGAAGGGUGAUCGAAAUCUCGUGGAUCAAAUUGAGAGUCUCAAGCAGGAACUGGAAACGACAAAGACACGCUGUGAGCGCGCUGAAAGAGAUAAGAGUGAUAUUCUCCUGCGGAGGCUCGCCUCUAUAGACACAGUCCCCAAUCGAACGGCCGCUUCAGAGGCCCUCAAGCUGCAGCAGAAGGUCAAUGAAUUGAAGCAACAGGUAGAAGAUCUGCGAGAUGACAAACGUAGCCUGUCGCUGAAAGUCAAAGAACUCGAGGCAGAUCUCGACGCUCGUCCAUCAAAAAGUAUUGAGCAUGACCUCAAAAUUAAGCUCAAACAAGCAGAAUCUCUGUGCGAAUCUCUGAUGGAUGAGAAUGAGGACAUCAAGAAGGAGUUGAAGAAUAUGGAAUCGGAAAUUGAUGAGAUGCAGGAUAAUUUCCGUGAGGAGCAAGCCGAUGAGUAUUCAAAUGUCAAGAAAGAACUGGAGCAGACAACCAAAAAUUGUCGCAUUCUCUCGUUCAAGCUGAAGAAAUCCGAAAGGAAAAUUGAACAAUUGGAAAUGGAGAAGCAGGCACUCCAAGUGAGCGGUGACUUGCCGACGAAGAUUCAUCAGCUGGAAGAGGAACUCAAGUUGGCCAAAGAUGUGGCAAAGCGCCUCCAAAGUGAGGCAGAUACGAAGAAAAAGACACCGAGCCUUGGAAAAAUAGGGAAAUCUACAUCAGCUGAUGGAAAGAUUACCAGAGAAUCACUCACGAGGGGUGGAUCUCAAGAAGAUCCCAGCCAGUUACAGAGAGAUCUUCAGGAUUCCAUGGAAAGAGAAGCUGAUCUCAGGGAGCAAUUGAAGUUUGCCGAGGAAGAGGCCGAAAGUUUCAGGAAGAAGUCAUCACGAAUUGAGGAUGAAAAUGAGUCCCUGAUGAUGCAACUCAAGAAGAUGGCCUCAAAAGCUCGUGGAACAAAACUGGGAGCAUCAUCAAAGAUCCGUUCAGUGGAAAAGGACGAGGGCAUUUCAGAUGAGGAAGAUCCCGCUGAACUUCGUGUACUGCUCGAGCUUAAUGAGCAAGAAGCUUCAGUGCUGAGAAGGAAGGUUGAAGAACUUGAGACGGGCAAUGAUAAGAAAGACAAGCAAAUCAAAGAGCUCGAAGAUCGACUUCAAACAGCCACAAAGGCGCAGAAGAAUGAAGUGACUGCAGAGAAGCAAAAACUUCCCACGCUGAUCUCAAAAACACCCGCAGGAAUAAAUGCUGCCAAUGAAAAGAAGAUCAAGAGCUUGGAAGAGGAAUUAAGCACAACGAAAAAGAAACUUCAAGAUAAAAUUAAAGAAGUGCAGCAAUUGCAGGAUACAAAAUCCAGCAAGGAGUCCCUAAAAUCCCAAGACCCUGGUGACCUCAGUCUCAAGAGGCAGCUUCAAACAGUUGAAUCGGAAGCUGCAGUUCUGCGUACAAAGUUGCAGAGUGUUGAACAAGAAAACGAUAAAAUCAUGACAGAGAACAAAAAGUUACAACUUCAAGUGGCCAGAGGAGUCCGGAAAGACUCUACGCCGUCUGUCACAACUGUAAAUUCUACGGGAAAUGAGGAUGAGUUGAAGAGAAUUGAGCAAGAGCGAGAUGAUCUGAGUAAGAAAUUGAAAGACAUCUUGGAAGCUACAGCUGAUAGUCUUCCAACAAGAGUGGCAAAGAAGUACACUGAAACCCUCACCAAAUUCCAAAUGAAGGCGAUGAUAGAAGACUUAGAGAAGGAAGUGAUUCAAUACAGAGCAAUAGCUACAAAAUGUGGAGCAGACAAACUCGAUAAAUUGGAAACAGACAAUUCGAAACUCUCCACUCAAUUGAAAGAGUCACAAGACAAGUUGAAGACGGCCAAUUCAGAAAUCAAAACUCUCAAGACAAAGGUGACAACGUCCACAAAGAAUGGAGAUGUCGAACUAAAGUUGAAGACUGCAGAAAAAGAGAAUAACAAUCUUGUGGAUAAAGUAGCCGAUCUUGAGGAUAAAGUGUUCAAGCACGAGAGUCAAGUGAAACAAUUACAGGCUUCGAAUAAACUUCUGGAAAAUCAAAUAUCUCUCAGCAAGGAUGAAAUCAAGAAAUUACAGGACGAUUUAGAGAAAGAGAAGAAAGAGAAAAAUCGAUGGGAGUCUAAAGUUGCUGAUUUGGAUGCUGAUCUUCAGGCAGCAAGAAAAAAUGCGGACAAAACAAAAUCCAAUCUUGAGAAAGAAAUCACGAAUCUUAAGAGCAAGUCAUCCACUUCUGAAACUCCAUCUAAAGUUGUGGCACAACUGAAAGAGAAGGUAUCAGAAUUGGAGUCAACAGUGGCGAAAGAUGGAGAAAAAUACAAGGACUUAACCGGAAAAUAUGAGCUCCUGGAAGAGGAGCACGUCUUGAUAAAGGCCCAACUGACGAGUGAAAAGGAAAAAGCUCAGAGCGAAGUGGCCACGCUAAAGAAGAAACUCACUGAGGCAAAGGACAAGGAUUCCAAGAGCAAAUCAGAGACUGAAACACUCACAAAGAGACUAUCGGAGGCCAAGGAGAAGAUUACAGAUUUGGAGGCACGAAAUGUAAAGGUCACUGCUAUUGAACUGGAAAGGAAUCGCCUCAAAUCUAGUCUUGAGGAGACUGAGAGAUUGCACGAGAAACUGAAGAAGGAGAAUGAAAUGAAUGCCGAUCAAGUUGUGCAGCUGAAGAGAGAGAAUGACGAGGCGAGGAAGAAAUUGGAUGAUUUUGAGAGAGUUCACAAGGUUGAGAGAUCACUGAAUGACCAGAAUGCAACAUUAGAACAGGAAAUCAAAAAGUUGCGAGUGAAAGUGAAUAGCACGGAAACAGCCAUGAAGUCUGAAGUGGCUUCGACACGUCUUCGGUACGAGCAACAAGUCACAAAUCUCCAGUCUGAACUCUCCUCAAUGCACAAUCAGUGUGAGCGCUUUAAGAGGGACAGAGAUACAUUUAAGCAGCUUCUGGAAGGUGCCCAGAAAACCAUACAUGAUUUGAAGCACUCCAGCGGACGACACAGUCGAGCCAGCAUCCACAGUAGUGGAGAUGAAGAUGAUAAAUCCAGAAUUGUAUCACUAGAGCAGCAAGUUGGAUGUCUGGAGGAUGAACUCAGUGAAUCUCGCCUCGAAUGUAGCAAACUUAAGACGGAACUUGUCUCUGAGAAGACCAAUUCUGAGAUAAAGAUUUCAGAGAUGCAGUCUCAGCUCAAUGAGUAUGAGGAGGACAAAGUAUUGGCCAGUGGCCGAACUAAGAUUCCGGGGACAAAAACGCGCCUCGAGCUCUCGUGGCAAAAGGAGCGAGAGGAGCUGCAGCGACUGUUGUCUGAGACCUCCACUUUGGCCAGAGAUCUUCGUCAGACUCUGUUUGAAGUGGAACGGGAAAGAGACAAGGAACGCCUAGAGAUGCGUAGGAAGCUGGAUCAAUUGAAGAAGAACACCGAGGAUGAGAUGGAAGAGGGCCGGAAGAAGAUUUCAGACCUCCAGUGUGAUCUGCUCGAGUUGAGAGAUGCUCAUGCAAAACUGAGGACGGCUAAUGAGAAACUCCGUCGGGAGCGUGAUCGAUAUGAAAGGGAGCGAGAGAAUGUAUCCAAGAGACGCCUUGAGCAAGACGGGGAAAAGAAAGUAGGAGCUCUGCUGCAGACAGUUGAUGAAUUGGUCAAAAUAGCGCCAGAUUUGCAAAUUGUGAGCUCCAAUUCUGGCCACUCUGGAUCCAAUUCCAGCCAUUUGGCACCCACUCCUAUUCCUCGACGCAGCAAGAGUCGCAGCCCAUCACCUGGACCUGCUCCCAUCCAGAUCUCCUCGGUAUUGGCACGCUUGGCGGAGGCUUCUGAGGAGUUAAGGCGAUACCAAAGAAUAUGUGAGGAUGACAGAGAGAGAGAACGCAUUCGUCGCGGUGGAAUGAGAAGAGCCGCUUCCACUGAAAACGAUGAAACUUCCAGCAGAUUCUCAAAGCUAUCACGAUCCUCCACUCAGAAUGGCAGCCUUUAUCGCAAGAGCCUGUCUUUGGACCAGUCAAUGCAGCAUGAACAGCAAAUGAUCUGGAAAGAGGGCGAUGACAGCAUGUCUUCUCUGCAAUCAAUCGAUUCUGAAUUAGGUGGAAUGGUGAGAGAUUCGAGUCUAGAUUCACGUCUCUCAGCUGGAUCCACACAGAGUGACCUGCCGCGAGGCCCCAGGAAGAAGAAGCGAGGUAUUAUGGGCAAAUUGCGAAGCUUAACCAAAACCAAGAGUAUCGAGAGUGACGCAUCACAACAAGGUUCGGACUCUGAUUUGAGUUUACCUGGAGAUCGGGAGCGCAGCAAAAGGGAUUUGAAGGGACGUCUCUCAGGAAUGUUCAGGAGAUCGCGCGGCAGUAGUAUGGAGAAGACUCUCGAUGAUCUAAAUCACCCCGUCGCUGUAACGACCAUCGAUCCCCACACUGAUAAUCCAGACGCUGUGAAGAAGGUCACCGUGAAACCACCAACCCCUCUUACGACUCCAUCCACCCAGAGGAAAAACAAGUGAGGUAUCAGCAGAAUUUAUGAUAAUCAACGCAAUUAAAUCUACUGUUAAUGAUAAAAUAAACUCAAAGGGAAGAUUUAAAAGUGCAUCGCGUUCUUCAUCACA
Phlebotomus argentipes is the source of this 6005-nucleotide messenger RNA. Its product is annotated as myosin heavy chain, striated muscle. Gene Ontology annotation, biological process: regulation of autophagy. Bases 453 to 5903 code for a protein of 1816 amino acids. The transcript has 8 exons. The record is from RefSeq and is a predicted model, not a curated record. Lineage: Eukaryota; Metazoa; Arthropoda; Insecta; Diptera; Psychodidae.